Ambispora gerdemannii is the source of this 747-nucleotide messenger RNA. The record is from the annotation of a GenBank genome assembly. Lineage: Eukaryota; Fungi; Glomeromycota; Glomeromycetes; Archaeosporales; Ambisporaceae.
AUGGAUGGAAGCAAAAGCAAAGGGAAAAACAUCCGAUACUAUAACGAAUUAAUGGAAUUACAACCAGAUAAAGCGACUUUAAUGAAAUUUAUCCAAAAUGGACAAGCUGAGUUUAUUGAACACGAAAUCGAUUCGGAUUUAAUUCAAAGCAAGAGUCAACGACAACUUCCCGUAUCAAAAGGCGUUGGUGAUAUCGUAAUAAGUGCAACAGUAAAUCAAACAUCAACAAUAUGGAUAAAAGCAACAAGAGUUGGCACAGAUACUACACAAUCAACGUGUCCUCGUGCGAUGGGUCUUGCUUCACCAACUACGAUCAUGGUAGGCACAGGAAUAGCAGCAAAACUUGUAAUCUUGAUAAAAGGAGAAGCGAUUGAACUAACAACAAAAUGGAUAUCCAUUGGAAAUGUGAACAAUUAUCAAUGCGAAUUAUCGCUUAACAACGUGACACUAGAGGCUGUUACAGAAGUGCCUGGUAAAGGACUCGAAGCAAGAGUAAAAGUUGAUUUCGUACCCCCGAACUUUUUCACUGCAAAUUAUAAUCCAGUAAUUUCUGGUUCGGAUUCAAACCGCGACACCUCAGUAUCUUACAACGUGUUUAUCGGAAAUGAAAGAUGUGGUUCUUCAAUCGUGUUGGUUGGAUUGAGAAAGUUAUCGGAGAAGAAAGAUGGAUUGAUAUUGGCGCAGUUUGCUGUAGCGGAUACACCGAGACCAGAUGCAGCGAAAACUGUUGCAGCAUUGAAAUCAUGA